Trichoderma breve is the source of this 1419-nucleotide messenger RNA. Its product is annotated as major facilitator superfamily domain-containing protein. Bases 1 to 1419 code for a protein of 472 amino acids. Gene Ontology annotation, molecular function: transmembrane transporter activity. Gene Ontology annotation, biological process: transmembrane transport. The record is from RefSeq and is a predicted model, not a curated record. The transcript is spliced from 5 exons. Lineage: Eukaryota; Fungi; Ascomycota; Sordariomycetes; Hypocreales; Hypocreaceae. Gene Ontology annotation, cellular component: membrane.
AUGGCAACAUGUACUCAAACGAAGGCCGCCAUACAGCCAUCUGUGGCUCUUACCACAAUCGACUCUAGUUCACGACAGUCACUGGAAUACAGCAACGCCAACCAAUCUACCGAUUCCGAUGAUGAGGCUCCACGAAUGUCUCUCCUCCGCAAGCUGGCGGUUAUUAUACAGCUCUCAGGUGUCAACUUCGCUUCGAGCGCUGUGAACGGCCUUGUCGUCGUCGGCUUACCUACCAUCACCGCUGAUCUCAAAUUGGAUCCGUCACUGGCUUUUUGGCCAACCUCAGUCUCCAGCUUGGCAAAUGCUUCCACAAUCCUGCUUGCUGGCUCUGUAGCAGACUCAAUAGGGCCACGGCCUGUCAAUCUUGCUGGUGGUUUAGUGACGGGUGCAUUUAUACUAGCGGCAGGUGCGUCUAAAACAGGCCCUCAACUCAUUGUGAUGCGUGCCUUGCAGGGUAUCGGCUACGCCAUGCACCUAGUAUCCCAGCCAUUGGGUUUCUCGUUCGGCCUGGUUCUGGGAGGCAUCCUCCAAGAUCUCAUUGGCUGGAGGGCAGCCUGGUACAUAUACGGAGGCCUGACCCUUGCCCUCUCUGUUGUCGCCGCUUGGGCCUUGCCGAACUUUCAGAAUGAAGGAACCUUCAAGGGUGCUAUGCGCAAUUUGAAAGUGCGAGUGGAUUGGGUUGGGGCAUUACUUGCCUCCGUCUUCAUGACAUUGCUAUCAUACCUCUUUGCUGCCAUCAGUGUGGAUCUUAAUAGAAUACGAGACCCAAAAAGUAUCGUGUUCAUUUGCUUAAUCGCCAUGGCACUGCCCUUGUUUGUUGUCUGGGUUCACCGACAGGUCAAACUGGGUAAACCAGCCCUCAUUCCGAAUGCUCUAUGGAAAGACACGGCAUUUUCUAGCAUUUGUGGUACAGUAGCUCUUUCGUUUGGCGUGACGACGGCAAUGGAGCUUUUCGCCAGUUUAUUUUUCCAAGAAGUCCAGCACCUUUCUCCUCUUCAGACUGGCCUUAGAAUUAUGCCAAGUCUCCUUGUGGGAGUUAUUCUUAACGUCACUACAGGGUUAUUCGUCCACAGAGUGCCUGCGCUGUGGAUCGUGACUGUGUCUUCCAUCAUUUGUUCAGUAGCCCCCCUUCUAAUGGCAGUAAUUAAAGUGCAAUCCCCGUACUGGGCCAAUGCCUUUAUUGCACAGGUGCUGGCACCUAUGAGCACCGAUGUUCUCUUCACAGCCCUCACCUUGGGCAUAAUGCAAAUUGUCUCAACACUUGUGACAAAGGAUCACAGCGACAAGAUCCUGCCAAUGGCUAGGCUGGAGGGCUUGAGAGCUAGCUUUUGGACCAUGUUUGGUUUCAUGAUGUUAUGCACUUUGUGGGGUGCAAUUGGCCUACGAAAUACGGGAAGAGUUGGAUUAAAGCGUGAUUAG